GAGUUGGAAACAUCUUAUUUCUUAAUAUUGAUUGUUGAACAUUGUGCUGAAUCAAUGAAUUAACAUAGAUUUGUUUCUCUUUUGUGCUAACCGUUUCAAAUCUUGUUAAUAACAAAUUAGACUUACUUUUAAUCCAUUAACUACCAGUUACUGUAGCAGCUAAUUGUGAAAAGUGUUUACAACAGUAAAUACCGAAAAUGUUAAAUAUUUUUAAAUUGGCAGUGUUAAUGCUUCUUGUGAAGUGUGUAACCAACGAUGAAAUGCUUCGACCCAAUCUGGAUCGUUACCUAAUUGCUGAAAAUUGUAUCAAUCAUCUGCAAAAUCAAAUCAACAGGGAAUUACAUGCAAGUUUGGUUUAUCUUAAUAUGGGGUCCUAUUUUGGUCAAAAUUUAGUCGCAAGAAAAGGUUUUUCCAAAUUUUUCCAUGACGCAUCAAAGGAAGAAGGUGAUCAUGCACGAAAAUUAAUAGAUUACAUGAGUCGAAGAGGAGCCAAAGUAUCAACUUUCGAUGUUGAGAUGCCAACCAAAGAUACAUGGCCUGAUGGUAAAACGGCUCUUGAAGAUGCUUUAAGUCUUGAGACCAAAAUCAACAAUGAAAUUCACAAGAUUCACUACAAAGCUGAACACGAGUGCAAAGAUCCUCAUCUUAUGGAUUUCCUUGAAACUGAAUUUAUGGAGGAACAAAUUGAUUCAAUCAAUCAACUUAAACGUCUUGUCUCCAUAAUUUCCAAAAUGGAUUCAGGAAUGGGUGAAUAUCUAUUGGAUCGUCAACUUUUAUCAGGUUCAGUUGGUAAAGACGAGCUUUGAACUCUUCAAUAAAAGUAAAAGCGAAAUCAUUACUGUAAAUUAGCAAGAGUAAAAUUUUAGAUUCUUGAUGAUUCUAUUAUAAUGUUAAUUGAUACUUGGUAAUGCACUGAGAUUAAUCCACUUUGCUUCAAUAAAAAUCAUUUACAAAAUGAGA
Molecule: messenger RNA, 960 nt
Organism: Tetranychus urticae (two-spotted spider mite)
Lineage: Eukaryota; Metazoa; Arthropoda; Arachnida; Trombidiformes; Tetranychidae
Product: ferritin heavy chain
Biological process (GO): intracellular iron ion homeostasis; iron ion transport
Cellular component (GO): cytoplasm
Molecular function (GO): ferrous iron binding; ferric iron binding
Source: RefSeq, a predicted model, not a curated record